AUGUCUGCUGGCUUCUAUUCCUUGGCUGAGAUUCUCUCGGUCGCCCAGGUCCAUCCAUUUUAUUCGGACACGCAAUAUCCCCCUACCCGAGAGGUGCUCGCUCACAUCCUUCAGGCUGCCCAAGCAAACCCGAAAGCCGGCCGGGAUCUCGAGUCAUUUCCCUUGACGAGAAAGCACUCGCUAUACCAGCAAAUCUCUCGGCUCACGGUGGACAAGGAUGCACGGAACGGAUAUCGCCGGGAAACCUUUGUCAGCACCACCGGAGGGGGUUCAGGCGGGGCCCCGAUGGUGUUUGCGACAGAUGCCCUCGAAAACCGACAGCAGCGAGCGGUGAUGGGCAAUCUCCUGCGGAAUUGUGGCCUCAUCGAACCGGGGGAUUGGAUCCUGACCCUCCACGUCUCGGGCCAUCUCUACCGGGCUUUGGACUUGAUGACCGAGUUGUCCGAGAAUGCCGGUGCGGCUGUUUUAUGUGCUGGACCGGAGAUGGCGCACUCGGCGGUCGUGGAAGCCAUCAUUCAGUAUCGGGCUAAUGCCGUGGCGGGGGACGUCAGUCAGCUCCUGCAACUGGCCAAGUAUGUCACCACCUUGGAUGCAGCACAGAAGAAAGAGCUGGCCCUCACCAAGUUGUUCUACACGUCCGAGUCCAUGACAUCCUCCCAGCGAGGGUUUCUGAUCUCGGCCUUUGGGGAACUCACCAUCUGCUCCAUCAUCGGCAGCGCAGAGGCCGGGGCAUGGGGUGUCUCGAGCAGUGCCUUGACCGGGGUUCCCAAGGGAGACUAUACAGAUUUUAUCGUCGAUAAACGAACCAUCCAUCUGGAGAUCAUUCCUCUGUCGGUUACAGAUCCGGACGAAGCCGCUCCCGGCAAGACCACCGGUGUGCAACAUGUACCCCCAGGACAGCCGGGCCUUCUUGUGCAAACGUCACUCCAGCGGUUGAGAAAUCCCCUGGUCCGGUACGUAUGUGGCGAUAUCGCCUCCCUGCACCCAUUGCCUCCGACAUUGCUCGCAACUCUUCCCAGCCAACACACCGAGCAUUACCAAGUCGUCCGCAUCUACGGCCGUGAUCAACGUUCCAGCUUUACCUGGUACGGCGAGUACUUUGAAUUUGGGGCCAUCGAGACCUUUAUGCGGGCCGAGCAGUGGGAUAUCCUACUGUGGCAGAUUAUUCUGCAGCAUGCGACCGAGGGGGCGGGCAUUGUGCUGGAGGUUCGCAUCUUCCGGGACCCCAAGAGUCGGGUCAGCCAAGAUCAUCUAGCUGCUAAGAUUCGAGAGUUUUUCUGGGUGUUUGAUUUCAAUGCCGAGUUGUUUCGGUUGGAAUUUCUGGUGGAUACGAGGGGGUUUCGACAGAGUCGGACAGGGAGGAAGGUGAUGCAGUUUGUGGAUCUGACUGCUUGAUGUAUAUCAAAGACUACUACCUCAUCAGUUGAAUACUGCAAUCUUUGAAUCAAAG
This is a messenger RNA of Aspergillus sclerotioniger CBS 115572, 1450 nucleotides long. RefSeq lists its product as uncharacterized. Lineage: Eukaryota; Fungi; Ascomycota; Eurotiomycetes; Eurotiales; Aspergillaceae. The transcript has 3 exons. Bases 1 to 1395 code for a protein of 464 amino acids. The record is from RefSeq and is a predicted model, not a curated record.